Messenger RNA from Neltuma alba, 1790 nucleotides. Its product is annotated as putative BPI/LBP family protein At1g04970. Gene Ontology annotation, molecular function: lipid binding. Lineage: Eukaryota; Viridiplantae; Streptophyta; Magnoliopsida; Fabales; Fabaceae. The coding region runs from base 180 to 1631 and encodes 483 amino acids. The record is from RefSeq and is a predicted model, not a curated record. The transcript is spliced from 6 exons.
GAAAAAGAAACCUUCCCCCCUGAGAUUCUAUUGCUUCAGUUGUUAAUUCACUGUAUGGGUAGCUCAAAGUUUCUAUUUUUCAUUGAUUAACUGGACCACAAAACUGUUCUCUUAUCAGUUCCUAAUUUCAUGCGACUCUGUUUUAACUUCCCAAGCUUCUUCACAAGUUUCCCGGCAGGAUGGCACCUAACAUGUUCUUCGUUUCCUUACUUCUUCUAUUGAUUCCAACAAGUGUUUCUCUUCGACUUAAUGGAGAAGAAGGUUUCAUCUCAGGGGCCAUAUCUGAAAAGGGUCUUGAUUACGCCAAAGAUUUGCUCAUCCGCGAAGCUAUGUCAUCUCUUGUUGCACUUCAACUGCCUCAAAUCGAGAAGUCUGCCAGAGUCAGGCUCGUUGGUAAAUGUAAAAUAGUUCUUUCCAAUAUUACUUUUGUUGAUGUCAACAUAACUUCUUCAUAUGUUAAGACUGGAGAGAGGGGAAUAGUUCUAAUCGCUUCAGGCGGCACAGCUAAUUUGAGUAUGAACUGGAGUUAUUCUUGUAGCACUUGGUUAUUGCCUGUUUCUGUUUCUGAUAGUGGGAACGCCUUUGUGAAGGUUAAAGGCAUGCAAGUGGGCCUGACUAUAAAUUUCGAGAACCAAGAAGGUAGUCUGAAGCUGAUUCUCCUAGAUCAUGGAUGUUACGUAGAAGACUUGCUCAUAAAAUUGAAAGGUGGAGCAUCUUGGCUUUACCAAAGGAUAGUGGAUCUUUUUGAAGGGAAAAUAGCAUCUGCAGUUGAAGAUGCCAUUUCUGGUAAAAUAAGAGAAGGGAUAUUGAAGCUUAGCAGUUCAUUGCAGUCCCUACCAAAAGAAAUCUCCCUGGGCGAAACCGCUGUACUAAAUGUUUCUUUCGUGAACAAUCCUGUGUUGACUAAUUCUUCCAUUGAGUUUGAAAUCAAUGGUCUAUUCACAGGGAAAAAGGAAAUUUUAGUUCCUCAAUGUUUCCACAGAGAACCAGAGACUUCUUUUCGCUGUGGUGGUUUGUCUAAGAUGAUCAAGAUUUCAUUGCAUGAAGAUGUGCUAAAUUCUGCUUCCUUGGUUUACUUCAAUGCUGGUUACAUGCAAUGGAUGGUUGAUAAACUACCAGAUCAGGCCCUUCUGAACACAGCUGCAUGGAGAUUCAUAGUUCCUCAACUAUACAAGAAAUAUCCAAAUAAAGACAUGGAGCUUAAUAUCUCAGUAUCAUCUCCACCAAUUAUACAAGUGACCAGCCAAGAUAUUGGCGCUACCAUUCAUGUAGAUAUAAUAGUUGAUGUUGAGGAUGCUGGGGAAGUUGCUUGUAUUUCAGUGGACAUUAGUGCUUCAUGUUCUGCAGAAAUCCUCCGAAACGACAUUGCUGGAAGUCUCAGAUUGAAUGGUUUUUCCACAUACUUAAAAUGGAGCAAGAUUGGUCCUUUGCGCAUGCAUCUGAUCCAGUUAGCAGUAUCAACCAUACUCAGAACCACCGUCUUGCCAUUAGUGAACUGGCUAUUAAGCGGAGGAAUUCCAUUGCCUUACCUCCAUGGUUUUACACUCCAGAAUGCUCAUACCUUCUACAAUGCUCCAUGGAUUACAGUAUGUAGUGAUGUUUCCUUCUUAAGACACUACUAUCUCAGUUAGCUGCCAGUUUAUGUAUUAUAAAACAUCCCAGUGGGCCAUAUGUAAUUUGUGUUGUAUCAUUGUUCUCAUUGUAGAGAUAGAAAUCAUGUACAUAAAACAUUUUCAAUGCAGAAUCAACUAAAAUUUCAGGGGAAAUGCAUGAGCUAAAAUUGUUUCGAA